UGGGCCAGCACUCUGCCCCUGCGCCCCGGCCCGGCCCCUUCCACGGUGGGUCUAGCAGCAUUUCUGCAUCUUGUCUUCCCUGCUGCAGGGCUAAGGAGGCGGUGGAGGGGCACAGCACUUUCUCAGCGUGCAUUUGACCUCACUGCUCUCCAGCACAGCAAAACUGAACAACAACACAACACGUCACCUCUACUGGUGGAGCAAGUGGCAAAUCUGUAUGCUUCUUCUGAGGUCUUGAGGGCCUUGUUUCUGACGGGGCUUGUCAGGCAGGAGGUGCUCUAUUGAUACUAAACAGUUUGCCUCAACAGGACAGCUGACUCACCUCCCUCCCCGCCUCCCUGGUGCUCCUGGCCCUGACAACUGCCCAGCACCUCCCUGCUGAAGCUUCACAGAAGUGGGAACGCUCCCCCUCAGGACAGCAAAGACAAGUAUCUUUUCUCCUCCCCUGCCCCAUGUCUCCUCUCUCUAGACAAGGGAAACAAAAGACCAGGAGACACUGUGGCACAGAGGAUGUGUCCUCAAACUGUGAGCUGAAGAAAUCUGAUCUCAGGCUCUGGAUGUGACACAGAGGACGUGGUAACUUUGCAGGGAUCCCGGCACCUCAGUUAGCUCUCACCUGCCAAAAAGGACUGAUAACGCUCAGGUCUACGCCGGGGACCCUUGUGAGUGCCGAGUGCAGGAGAUGAGUCUGCGGCAUGUGAGAGGCCUGUCCACGUUUCUGAAGCGCUCACUGUUAGGCAAUAUUGGGGACACUGCCAGGAUCCUCAGACAGCCAUUUCCAUCCUCAAGAUCCGGAUGACGCCGAGACCAGGAUGUGAGCGCUCUACUUGAGAGGUGACGUCGGGAGACACCGUGGCAAGACGAUGUGCAAGUUCUCUAGUCAAUGCCUGUGAUGGGAAGCAAGCCCCAUUCCUGUUGGCACCGAGGAGCCAGCACAGCUCAUAAACCCACGCAGUGCACUGAGGAGUAAGCGAGCUGAGGUUCGCACACACUCACCCACGUCACUUGUCACAGCGAAGACCAAUGGAGCUGAGAGGUUUGCACACACCGACCUCUGCCUCUGUUCAGGAGCUGCCCGCUCAGGGUGUCCACUCCGACACUGCUGCCCUGACACUUUCAGGUUGAGCUGCCUCAGGUGGUGGAAAGUGAACCUUUGGGUUGAGUCUAGAAGAGUGACCGAAGACAGCUCUGCUACGAUGUCUCUGACGGAGGAGACCCUGUGGUCUCAGUACGAGGACCUGGGCGUCAUCGGCACGGGCGCCUAUUCGAGCGUCCGAAAGGCUCGCCACCGCUCCACAGGAGUCACGGUGGCCAUCAAGGUCCUGGAGAAGCGGCGGAGAAUUCGCGCAGUUCUACAGGAGGUGGAAAUAAUGAAGAUGCUGGCACACCCCAACACGGUGUCGCUAUUUCAGAUAGUUGACACGAAAGACAACGUCUACUUAGUUCUAGAGUUCUGUCAGAAUGAGCUGCUGGAACACAUCUCCAUGAAGGGCUGCCUGCAGGAGGACGAGGCCCGCCGGAUGUUCAGACAAAUCAUAGAUGCCAUCUUCUACUGCCACAGCCUCGGCAUAGUGCAUCAAGACAUAAAGCCGGACAACAUCAUGGUGGACGACGGGGGCAAGGUCACAGUCAUAGACUUCGGCCUGGCCAGCCGGUUUUGGCCAGGACAGAUGCUGCGCAAGUUUUGUGGCACGUACAAGUACAUGCCUCCAGAAGCUAUCUCUUUCGAAGCCUACGACGGCCCGAAAAAGGACAUGUGGUCCCUGGGGGUCCUUCUCUACUACAUGGUGACCGGGACCAUCCCUUUUAACUCCGACGUGCGCGGGAAACUCUGCCUGAAAAUCAUAACGGGGGAUUACAAGCUACCCGAAGGCCUCUCGGCUGAAUUAAAGGACCUCAUUAGGCAGUUACUGACAGUAGAUCCAAAACGCAGGCCAACAACUCAAAUUAGGACCCACCCUUGGCUCCAGCAGGGCCAAGGGGGUUCAGAUAAUCCCAAACCACUCCCUAGAGAGCUGGACAGGAACAUCAUAUCAGCCAUGGGAUUCAUGAAAUUCAACGAAGACAACAUCCUCAAAGCUAUCCAGAAAAACAAGUACGAUGAGAUCAUGGCCACGUACCUCAUUUUACAAUCCCAGAAACAGGACACGAUGAGGCAGAAGGCUGAAGACAAGCCUGUCUGGCCAGGAUCGACGCCUUUCCCCAGCACCUCUGAGCCCGCUGCCUUCCCGAUGCCCCCCAAGAGGAAACAUCCCGAGCCUGGCUUCCGCACACUGUCUCUGGGCUUAUCGGCAUCGGAACAGCCUGAGGACAGGCAGCGGGCAGAGCAUGAGGAGUUCAGCAGUGCCAGUCUACCCGACCUGUACACAUCCCGGCCAGAGAAGAGGACCACUGCCAAGCCGCGUCCUGAACGUGCUCGCCCCUACACCGCUGCAGCCUCCCUCUGUCCCGGCCCCGGUCCACAGCUCCCGCAGAAGGCAGGGCCUGUGACUAAGGACCGCCGUCCCAAGGCCCCGCAGCACACCAUCAGCCCCAAGGCGAAAGAACGCAAGCUGGCAGCAUCAACCCAGGGCAGCCAGGAGCCAGGGAGGUGGCUGGAGCUCCCGCAGCCGACGGCCAGCACCGCGGAAGGGGACACUGAGCCCGCGAGCCGGGGCCUGCGCAGCUGCCUGAAGGCCUUGCGGGGCAGGAUCCAGAGCUGCCUGAGCAGAACGUUUCACCGCCGGCCCGCCUGGACCCGCCACCUCUUCCAGAAGCGCGUGUCCCCACAGCAAGCGGUGGACAUCAGUGCAGACGAUGACGACCCCGUCACGCCAGAAGACACAACCUUGUGUAUACCGUGUAUGCGUGGCCGAAGAGGCAAGAUAAGACCCUCCUGAGCAGUCAUCAUGGGACCCUCUUCUGCCAGCUCCCCUCUCCUUGCUGCUCCUCCUGCAUCCGCUUCUCCCAGAGCCUGGAGAGAACACAUGGCCUGUCUCCACAAACCACCGUGCAGUCUGAGGGGACGUCCUGUCAACUCGGACCCACCCUGUAUUCUCACAUGAAGUUCUGUCUCCAUAGACCCACAGUGUGGUUUGAGACCCACCAUGCAGUCCAAGCUGAUGUCCUGUCACGACAGACGACCCUCCUGCAGUGUCCCGCGAUGUCCUGUCUCUAGAGGGCCACCAGGCAGUCCUAUGUGAGGUCCUGUCUCCACAAACCCACCCUGCAGUAUUACAUGAGACUCACCGUGCAGCCUGACGUGAGGUCUUACCUCCACAGACUAUGCGCGCAGUCUGAGGUGAUGUCCUGUCUCCACACACCCACCAUGCAGUCCAAUGUGACAUCCUGUCUCCAUAGACCCAUCGUGUAGUAUGAGGUGACAUCCUGUCUCCACAGACCCACCCUGUAUUCUCACGUGAUGUCCUGUCUACAUAGACCCACUGUGCAGUCUGAGGUGACAUCCUCUCUCAACAGACCCACCAUGCAGUCUGACAUGAUAUCCUGUCUCCAAAGACCACGCCCCCGCUGCAGUGUCACGUGAUGUCCUGUCUCUAGAGAACCUCCAGGCAGUCCGAUGUGAGGUCCUGUCACCACAAACCCACCCUGCAGUAUUACAUGAGAUCCACCCUGCAGUGGGACAUAUUGUCCUGUCUCUAGAGACUAACCAGGCAAUCGGAUGUGAGGUCCUGUCUCCAUAGACCCACCUUGCAGUAUUACAUGAGGUAAUGUCUCCAGACGCACCAUGCCGUGCGACAAGAGGUUCUGUCUCCACCCACCCACCCACCGUGCAGUCCGAUGUGACAUCCUGUCUUCAGAGACCCACUGUGCAGUCUGAGGUGACAUCCUGUCUCCACAGACCCAUAGUGCACUAUGAUUCUCGCAUGAUGUCCUGUCUCCACAGACCUACCCUGCAGUCUGAGGUGAUGUCCUUCCUCCAAAGACCCACCUUGCAGUAUGACGUGAUGUACUGUCUCCAGAGAUCCACAGUGCAGUCCGAAGUGAUGUCCUGUCUCCACAGACCCACCAUGCAGUCUGAGUAGACGUACUGUGUCUGUAGACGCAACAUGCAUUCUUAGAUUAGAGGGUUUGUAUAUGCAGACCCACCAUGCAGUACUGACGUCCAGUUUCCCCAGACCCACCAAGCAGUCUGCCAUGACUGUACCCAUGAAAAGUC
Jaculus jaculus (lesser Egyptian jerboa) is the source of this 4156-nucleotide messenger RNA. RefSeq names its product sperm motility kinase 2B-like. The transcript is spliced from 6 exons. NCBI's taxonomy places the organism in Eukaryota, Metazoa, Chordata, Mammalia, Rodentia, Dipodidae. Gene Ontology annotation, biological process: protein phosphorylation; intracellular signal transduction. Gene Ontology annotation, cellular component: cytoplasm. The record is from RefSeq and is a predicted model, not a curated record. Bases 1197 to 2879 code for a protein of 560 amino acids. Gene Ontology annotation, molecular function: protein serine/threonine kinase activity; ATP binding.